Molecule: messenger RNA, 1902 nt
Organism: Papaver somniferum (opium poppy)
Lineage: Eukaryota; Viridiplantae; Streptophyta; Magnoliopsida; Ranunculales; Papaveraceae
Product: GDSL esterase/lipase At5g41890-like
Exons: 5
Coding region: 675-1781 (368 amino acids)
Molecular function (GO): hydrolase activity, acting on ester bonds
Source: RefSeq, a predicted model, not a curated record
CUACAGCAUUUAAAACCAAAAUAUGAGAGAUUUGGUGGUGCUACUCAGUAUCCCCUCAUCACUGCAGCUCUAUAAAAAAAAUCGCUUUCUGUCGUAGCGCAAAGACUUGAUUUAUGUUCAAUUCACAACAGAAUUGCCCGAGGCAAGGAAACUGUAUUGUUGAUGCCUGAUUCAGGGUUGACAUAUGUAAACAGCCAUUUUCUUGCUCAUGCAGGCAUUUCCAUUUUUUUGCUCAGACUUACAAUUAUAACACGCGAUGGAUAGAUAUCCCAUUCCCUCCUCAUGUCUGGCCAUGCCAGGGUCCAGGGAAAAAUCUGGUGUAUUGGUCCCUGGACUACAGACACCAGCUAAAUAGGAAAAUCCAUGAGAAGUAUCUGUUGGUGGCAAUGAUCGAUUGGUCAAUCGACACAGAUCUCAAUUUAGUGUCCCCCCAAGUGAUCUAGGUAGACCAAUUCCAUGAGAAGUAUUCAAAAAGAUAUUAUUGUUCCUGCUACAUCACCAGUACUAUUACCAAAUACUAGCUAGUACAGUGACAUUGAACCAGUCAAUCCCACACAUACAUUGAAACAACAGGUGCUGAAUGGCUUAAAUAAUCAGAUCUAUGCAUGUAGGGUCCGAGUACAGGUUCUAGCUAGCUGCUUCCCACAUUUGAAGCGAGUUGAUAGUUGAUACCAAUGUUAAUAAUCAUGAUUGACAUUGUCAUUUUGAUCUUAUUUAUACAUGCUUGGAGCUGUUUUUGUUACACUUCUUUCUUGUUUGGUGAUUCUCUCGUUGAUGCUGGAAACAAUGACUAUCUUAUCACCUUAUCUAAAGCUGAUUCUCCACCAUACGGCAUCGAUUUUAUUCCCUCCAAAGGGCAGCCCACUGGAAGAUUUACAAAUGGCCGAACUGUUUCAGACAUUAUAGUGCAAGCUUUGGGUUCAAAGUCAUUUCCUCCGCCAUUUCUAGCUCCUACUACUCGCGGCCAGGCUAUUUUCAAAGGCGUCAAUUAUGCCUCUGGAUCAUCAGGCAUCUUGGAUAAGACAGGAUCUGUUUUCGUAGAAAGAGUACAAUUAAGAAAACAAAUCAAUGAUUUCGAGCAGAGUCGAGCUACAAUGAUGAGUAUGCUUGGCGAGAAUGGUACUACAGAUUUUCUCAAGCAGGUUGUUUUCUCUAUUACCUCCGGUUCGAAUGAUAUCUUGAAUUACCUUCAACCUUCUAUACCAUUUAUCAAAGAAGACAAAGUUUCUCCUGCAGUGCUGCAAGAUUUUAUGGUUUUGAACUUGACCCUACAACUUAAGCGACUCUAUGAAAUGGGAGGUCGAAAGUUUCUAGUCGUCGAUGUUGGUCCUUUAGGAUGCAUACCGUUCGUUCGUGCUAUCAGGCUAAUGCCAGCGGGAAGAUGCUCGUCAGAAGCAAAUGAAUUGAUUCAGGGAUACAAUAGAAAACUUAAGAAGUCGAUUGACACCCUAAAUAAAAAUUUGGGGCCUGAAACUAUUUUUGUUUAUGCCAAUUCCUACGACAUUGUUAUGGGGAUUAUAAAAAGAUAUCGAAAAUAUGGAUUCGAAAAUGGGGAGGAUCCAUGUUGCGGCGGCAAUUUUCCACCAUUUACUUGCUUCAAGGGAGGUAGUGCAAAUAUAAGCUCAGUGCUAUGCGAGGAUCGGUCAAAAUACGUGUUCUGGGAUGCAUAUCAUCCCACGGAAGCUACAAAUCUUAUAAUUGCCAAAAAGUUUCUUUACGGAGAUGAAAGUAUUGUUUCUCCUGUUAAUGUCCGUGAACUGUACAACUACAAUCUUACCUAAUCACUAGUACUGUAUGUUGUUUUAUUUCUGUAAUUGAAUGAUGAAUUGGAGUCAUUAAAAGUUUCUUGCUCAGCCUAUGCAAACAGCAGUGUAGAGUAUUGGGUGCAUAAAUCUUACUGCA